AUGAUGAAUAACACCAUUCUUGAUUCUUGCUUCAAUGGCGGUCAUAACUUUUUAAACCCUAACAAAAGAUCUCACCCUUUUCGCAACCCAUAUUCAGAAAAACGCCCAAAAACUCAACAUUACGAAACCAGGACAUCACCCAUUAAUCAUCUUCCAAUUUUUCCUUUUAACCCUAAUCUUGUUGUACCUCCUCUCAUGCCUCCUCCGUCGUCACAACAAAGGGCUAAUCUUUAUCUCAGUCAACCAAUUGUCAAUUCUUUUCUGGAGGGACUUAUUUCGCUGUCUAAUAAUAAACAAGCCCCUACUGCCGCUGAGGAUCCUAUAGGACUUCAGUUCGAUUCCGCCAAACUCAAACUGCGUCAUGAGAUUGUCAUAAGUUCUCUUUACGGUGAUCUCCCGAGAUGGGAAUGGCAUUUCAGAAAGACGAGGAACCGGCUGGUCAGGAAGAAGGCAAAGAGAGCACCAGUGUCUCGAAAGUACUUUCCGGGCGUUGAUGCGAAUGGAAGAAUUAUAAACUAUGGCGAGGAAGAGAGCGAGAUCGAAGAGAAAACAUUCGGGGUUUUAGCAGAUGAAGAUCAGAGAGAGUGCCAAGUGUGCAAGGAGGGUUUUGAGGAGCUCUUUUGUGAGGAGAUGAAUGACUGGGUCUAUCCAGGCACAGCUUAUUUGGAUGCAACCCAAGGAUCAACGAGAGCUCCGUACAAGUCUUUGAUCGGUCGGAUUGUGCAUGCUAAGUGUGUCUGUACAAAACAAGAAAUCAAAUCUUUGUUGGUGUCUAAGGGACAUGAAAUCUUUUUAGGUUUUGUAAUUUCCAGUGGAAGUUUUUGUCUGAACAUAUGUAUGUAUCAGCCUGUUAAUCAAUGA
Mangifera indica (mango) is the source of this 861-nucleotide messenger RNA. RefSeq names its product polyadenylation and cleavage factor homolog 4-like. The transcript has a single exon. Gene Ontology annotation, molecular function: RNA polymerase II complex binding; mRNA binding. Gene Ontology annotation, cellular component: mRNA cleavage factor complex; cytoplasm. The record is from RefSeq and is a predicted model, not a curated record. Bases 1 to 861 code for a protein of 286 amino acids. Gene Ontology annotation, biological process: termination of RNA polymerase II transcription. NCBI's taxonomy places the organism in Eukaryota, Viridiplantae, Streptophyta, Magnoliopsida, Sapindales, Anacardiaceae.